AUGCCCUUCUUCGACCAUAACGAGCAGCACACCUCAACAGCCGCAUCCGCUGCCUUCUCGUCCGCUACAGCAGCCAUCCCUAUGUUUGCCCGGUCGCUAUCGGCCCCACACCUCCAGUUCGUUAGUCUCCCACAAGAUUUCUUCGUCCCUGGUCGAGCCUCUGUCCAAGGGCUCGGACAGGGUCUCACGAUCCACAACCACAUGGACACAGCCUUCAGUAGCAGUAGUGUCCAAGAAUCGUCAAUCCAGCACUUCACUCCGGCUCCGCUCGACCAGAGUUUAGUCCCCCAACCGUCUUCAGUAUCUGCCCUGCCCUACACAGGAUCUACACCGGCUUUUAAUACCACAGUCCAGCAGCCCGCAACGGCCUUGGGCCAUCACAGCAGUAACAUGCCUGGCAACAGCUAUCAGCAGCCGAUACAUCCCUUUCAGAUGGACCAGCUAUCCUCAUCCAUCAACAGCCUGGAAGCUGCCACAGUUACAAAGACUAAAUUUGAGUACCAAAGCGAGAGCCUUGCCCGCCACCUGGGUCUUGUUCAUCCCAUGGAUGAUAUCCAGAUUUCAAACACCUCCCUAUCCUGCUCCUCUUCCAGUCCACCGCUUGGCCACCCAAUGCAUUCAUUCCAAGCGCCAUUCCGGUCUAUUCGUGGCUACUCAACCUCGAUGUUGGAUGGAGCUCUCACACAGUUUGAGGUCCCAGACGAAUACCCCGCAUACCUCUUUCCUCGGCACGGCUCCCUGGGCUCUCUAUACCCCAUGACCCAUUCCCAUGAGCUCUUGGAGCCUAUUCAUGCGCCAGAAUCUCGACCAAUGGAGAGCGCACCGAUGCUUGCGACGGCGUCCUCGACUUCUAUAACAUCGAUCGCCUCUGUUGCCUCCAUGGCUUCAGUGACUUCCAGCACGUCGAGCUCAUCGUCGGCCUCUGGCUCGCCUCCGACGAACACCUCAGCCAAGCCACGAUCGCGUCGGGCAUCCUUGAAUCCUGAUGCCUUGACCAAGGUAUUCUCCUGCAAUGUUGAAGACUGUGGCAGGCUGUUUAAGCGGUCAGAACAUCUGAAGCGCCAUGUGCGUUCGGUGCACACACUGGAGAAACCUUUUGGGUGUCCUGUGUUGUCCUGCACAAAGCGCUUUUCGCGUAGCGAUAACUUGAAUCAGCACAUUCGAAUCCAUCGCCACGACAGGGAAAAGACGCAUCCAAAGCCGUUUUCCAACUUUACGCCCUUCCUGAGUCCACUUGGUGUAGGACAAAGACAAGACUAA
This is a messenger RNA of Gamsiella multidivaricata, 1260 nucleotides long. RefSeq lists its product as uncharacterized. Gene Ontology annotation, biological process: regulation of transcription by RNA polymerase II. The record is from RefSeq and is a predicted model, not a curated record. Bases 1 to 1260 code for a protein of 419 amino acids. Gene Ontology annotation, molecular function: RNA polymerase II cis-regulatory region sequence-specific DNA binding; DNA-binding transcription factor activity, RNA polymerase II-specific. The transcript is spliced from 2 exons. Lineage: Eukaryota; Fungi; Mortierellomycota; Mortierellomycetes; Mortierellales; Mortierellaceae.